This is a messenger RNA of Symsagittifera roscoffensis, 2680 nucleotides long. Its product is annotated as glutamine--tRNA ligase-like. The record is from RefSeq and is a predicted model, not a curated record. Gene Ontology annotation, biological process: translation; glutaminyl-tRNA aminoacylation. Gene Ontology annotation, molecular function: glutamine-tRNA ligase activity; ATP binding. Bases 117 to 2507 code for a protein of 796 amino acids. NCBI's taxonomy places the organism in Eukaryota, Metazoa, Xenacoelomorpha, Acoela, Convolutidae. Gene Ontology annotation, cellular component: cytoplasm; cytosol; aminoacyl-tRNA synthetase multienzyme complex. The transcript is spliced from 13 exons.
UGACUGAUUUGUUUUGACGAUAGCUGAGCUGACCGAUUACAUUGAAUUGAGAUUAUAUUAAAUUGAAAAUAGAACGCAUUGAAAAUAGAGUUGCACUAGUAAGUGGAACAGGUGAAAUGUCUUUGGAUUUGUUCAUGUCUGUGGGGUUGAGUGAGCAGAGGGCGAAGGAGACACUGAAGAACAAGCAGCUAAGUGACAGACUAAACGGCAUCAUCCUCACUGCUUCCAAACUAACUCCCCACUCCAGCCCUCACUCUAUAGACAAGUCGCAGGGUCAGCUGUUGUACCACUGUGCCACUAAGCUGAAGGAUGCUCGCAGUGUGGACCAGGUGCUGCCAUACAUCAUGAACAGGAAAGUGAGUAGUGAGAUGCAGGUCAAUGCUGUGCAGCAGUACUUCAUGGAUAAUCCAGUUGGAGACGUCAAUAUUUCGGAGUUUGAGGAGUUGUGUGGAAUUGGAGUAGAUGUGACGAAAGAUGACAUCGUUGGUGCGGUCAAGGCUGUGAUAGAGGAACACAGAUCCAAACUUAUUGAGGAGAGGUACCAGUACCCGAUCGGUCAGCUCAUUUCGGAUGUGAAGACGAAGCAGCCGAACAUGAAGUGGGCGGACGGGAAGGUGGUGAAGCAGACAGUAGAUGCAUGCAUUGAGCACCUGCUCGGGCCCAAGACAGAGCAGGAUUCGAACAAGAAGAAGAGGCAGCCUACAGUCGCGUACUCCCAGGCACCGUCGAAGCCAGCAACUGUGACGAUUGAGAGAAAUGGGAGUGUAAAUGGCACCAUGGAGGAGGACAAUGACUCAUUCAGGUUUGAUCAGUCGGAGGAGAAGGCGGACAUGUUCAAGGGUCUGAAGUUACACGGGGUGGGAGAGAACCACACUACGGAGGGAUACCUUGUCACUGAUGAAAACAUGAAGAGACUAGAAGCACAUAAGGAGAGGGCGAAUGGAGUGGUUCAUACGAGGUUUCCACCGGAACCAAACGGCAUUCUACACAUCGGACAUGCAAAGGCCAUCAACAUCAACUUUGGGUUUGCCAAGGCACACGGAGGUCACUGCAAUCUGAGGUAUGACGACACGAACCCGGAGAAGGAGGAGGAGCGAUACUUCACUGGUAUUCUGGACAUGGUGCGCUGGCUGGGAUACGAGCCACACAGGAUCACCCACAGCAGCGACUUCUUCGACACCCUCUACCAACAUGCAGUCACUCUCAUCAAGAAGGGACUGGCCUACGUCUGUCACCAGCAGUUCGACGAUAUCAACUUCAAAGCCAAGGAUGUUUGCAUGUCUCCAUGGCGAGACAGACCCAUGGUGGAGUCCCUACAGUUGUUCGAAGAUAUGCGUGCGGGGCUGUUCGACGAGGGAGAGGCUACUCUGAGGGCGAAGUACAUCAUGGAGGACGGCAAAGUGGACCCAGUGCUGUACAGAAUCAAAUUCUGCGAACACCACAGAUCGAAGGACAAGUGGUGCAUUUAUCCAACCUACGACUUCACCCACCCUCUCUGUGACUCCAUUGAGGACAUCACCCACUCUCUUUGCACUAAGGAGUUCCAGAGCCAUCGUUCCAUGUACUACUGGCUAUGUGAUGCAGUGGACGUCUACUGUCCAGUUCAGUGGGAGUACGGAAGACUCAACAUGAACUACAGUGUCGUGUCCAAGAGAAAAAUCCUCAAGCUGAUUGAGACUGGGCAUGUGAAGGACUGGGAUGACCCUCGGCUGUUUACCUUGCCUGCUCUCAGGAGGAAGGGGUACCCACACACUGCAGUCAACGACUUCGUCCAUAGACUCGGUGUGACUAUGGCCCAGGUAACUAUCGACCCAGAGAUGCUUGAGUUCUGUGUGCGGACGGACCUCAACCGAAAUGCCCGGAGAGUGAUGGCAAUCUCAUCCCCUCUGAGGGUCCUCAUAUCCAAUUUCGAAGCCAGCAAUUUAUCAACCAACAUCACUAUUCCAGAUUUCCCAGAAAGUCCCGAAAAGGGUUCGCGGACGGUGACUUUGACGAAAGAGAUUUUCAUUGAUGCUUCUGAUUUUUUGGAGAAAGCGGAUAAAAAUUUCAAACGGCUCACGCUAAGCCAGCCUGUUGGACUGAAAUACGCCGAUCAAGUGUUAUCUGCCGUCAAGGUUGAGUUUGACAAAGAAGGAGAUAUAUCUUACAUCGUAGGAGAAAUCAGUCCAAGGAGUGACUCCAGCAAACCAAAAGGCUACAUACAGUGGGUGUCGUGUGACUACAGCCUACCGUGUACAUUUCGUCUCUACGACAGACUCUUUUUGCACAAGUGCCCAGAGGACAAAGCAGAGGUGCCAGGAGGGUUCUUGUCAGACAUAAACCCACACUCGCUCACCCAAUUAAAAGGAGCUAGAGUGGACUGCAGAGCGAAAGACGCUCAGCAGUUCGACAAAUUCCAGUUUGAAAGGAUCGGAUACUUCUCAGUUGAUCCUGACUCCUCUGUGGAAAAUGGAUUGAUUUUCAACAGAACUGUCACUUUGAAAGAGGACUCGUCCAAAACUUUUUGAUUUGUACUGAAAUAAAAUGAACUUAAUAAGCUGAAUUUGUUAGCUAUUCUUGUAAAUAACAUUGAUGAAGGUUGCUUAAAAACUGAAUGGAAUGAAUACUAUUUAAGGAUAAAGGCUAAAAUUAUUUUCAUAUAUAUUGCGAGGUUUGAAGCAGGAGUCUUUCAAUCGCGUAA